Messenger RNA from Lodderomyces theae, 1095 nucleotides. RefSeq names its product glyoxylate reductase. The record is from RefSeq and is a predicted model, not a curated record. Gene Ontology annotation, molecular function: glyoxylate reductase (NADPH) activity; hydroxypyruvate reductase [NAD(P)H] activity; NAD binding. NCBI's taxonomy places the organism in Eukaryota, Fungi, Ascomycota, Pichiomycetes, Serinales, Debaryomycetaceae. The coding region runs from base 1 to 1095 and encodes 364 amino acids. Gene Ontology annotation, cellular component: cytosol. The transcript has a single exon.
AUGAGCAAACAACAAGUCCUUUUCAUUGGCGAUCUAAACCAUUCGCUUCCUGAAUUCAAAAAGUUUCAACAAAAGUAUGAGUGUCUCGAGUACACUUUGACCACGAGGGAUCAAUUUAUUCAAGAUUUGAAAACAAGAUUUUCCCAUAUCAGUGCAAUCUACGGUGCCUGGCUCGGAUUCGUUCCAAUAUCUGGCCUAAGAACAGUUAUCGACUACGUACCACCUAGUUUGAAAGUUGUGGCUUUUUGCUCGGUUGGGUAUGAUCAUCAAGAUGCACAAGAAUUAACCCAACGAGGGAUUGCAAUGACAAAUGUUCCCAGUGAUGGUGCAGCUGAGCCGGUUUCCGACUUGGUUGUGUAUUACACAAUCACUGCGUUCAGACAAUUACACAUGUAUGCGAAACACCAUCUUCUGACUAUUCCCGACACUAUAGACUUAAGAUAUAAGCUUGCCAAUGAAGAAUUCAACACAAGGGAAGGAAAAUUGAAUUUGAGUCUGGGGAAGGGGUAUGACUUUGGUGAGAAAAUCAACCAGAGACCAAAUUUGAGUCCUAGGGGCCACAAUGCUGUGAUUGUGGGCUUUGGACAAAUUGGACAAUUGAUUGGGAAAAAAUUGAGUCUGCUUGGAAUGAACAUUGCGUACGUGAAGAGGGCACAGUUGACUACGAAACAGGAGAAUGAUUUGGGGUAUAAAGCCAAAUAUGCGCCAACAAUUCUUGAUGCAGCAAAGCAAGGACAAGUCGAUCUUGUUGUGAUUGCAUGUCCAGCAACUCCCGAGACUCACCAUUUAAUCAAUGAGGACGUGAUUGACUCCAUUCCCAAUCCAUUUAGGAUUGUCAACAUUGGGAGAGGCACUGUCAUUGACGAGCAAGCCUUAUUGGAUGGAUUAGACCGGGGCAAGAUUUUGUUUGCAGGAUUGGAUGUGUUUGAAAAUGAGCCUGCAAUUAAUGAACGUUUAAUCAAUCGUGAGGAUGUGGUGUUGACCCCACAUAUUGGAGCCAGUACUUUGGAGAAUUUCGAUUAUACCGCAGUAAAAGCGCUUGAAAACAUUGACAAUAUCUUGGACGGAGGGGCUGGUGUUAGUAGAGUUAACUAG